Trichobilharzia regenti is the source of this 1196-nucleotide messenger RNA. NCBI's taxonomy places the organism in Eukaryota, Metazoa, Platyhelminthes, Trematoda, Strigeidida, Schistosomatidae. The record is from the annotation of a GenBank genome assembly.
UACGAAGAAGUAAUUUCAAAGCUCGUAUGUUCGAUUAACAUUACCAUUAAUCUAGGUUUACUUAUUUUUAGAUUGCUAAUAAAUAACAUAUCCUUGAUUAAUGUGUACUAACCCCAUAGUUACAACUACCAUUCAAUUCUGUAGUGUUUAAUGUAGACUUAUAAGUUUACAUUAAACACUACAGAAAUUCAGGAACUACUCAAGGGUAAUUGACAAAUAUCGCGGAACCGUAUUCUUGAACUGAUGACCAAGCGUGGUAGUAGUUCUAACUUGUCCGAAAUCAAAUUAAAAUAAUAUUACUUAGUCCUCCCCCUUUCUGCGUAAUGUGUGAUCGUGAAUCCAGACUGAAGGCUAUUGAGUCAGCUAUUGGUAUCUUUCCUGAUUUCCCAAUAAAAGGCAUUCAAUUUCGAGAUAUUUUCGGUGUAUUCCGAAACCCUGUUUUAACGCAGUAUUUGCUGGAUGAAACAUACAAUAUUGCUACAUGUAACGUACAAUGCGGAAAGAAAAUAGAUGUUGUUGUAGGCCUUGAGGCACGUGGUUUUCUUCUUGGACCAACUUUGGCCCUCCGACUGGAUUGUGCCUUCGUCCCUGCUCGAAAAGCAGGAAAACUUCCAGGUCCUUGUUACUCUCAUACAUACGAGUUAGAAUAUGGAACUGAUACUCUAGAAAUUCAGAGAGAUUCUGUAAAACCUGGGGAUAAUGUACUGCUGUUCGAUGAUCUAAUAGCUACUGGAGGAACCUUAGAAGCGUGUGUCAAAUUAGUUAGACUGGCAGGCGCAAAUGUCUUGUCCAGUUUAACGUUUAUGGAGCUGAAAGAUUUGCCCGGACGUAAAAGGUUGGAAGAUCUUGGAGUGAGUGUACACUCAAUCUUCAAAAUUUAAGGGAAAUAUUUUCUCCAAAUAGUUUUUAGAACACAAAUUCCUACUUUGAAGUGUGUAUUUUCUUGCUCUCAACUAUCCUUUAGCACAAGAAUGUUUUGUAUUCACAGUAUAAUGUGUUGAAUGCCUUAUUAUUACUUAACUACAUGAUUCGUUCUUCUAUUAUUUUGCUACUUAUUUUUUAAUGAAACCUGAUAUGAUGAGACUUGUCUUUCCUUAACUUCACGAAUUUACUGUUAAUAGACUGUUUUCGUCUUCCUUUCUUCUAUAACUGUGUAUCUGCGUUUUGUUUUACUCAAUAAUAUACGACUUGCAUCC